Dufourea novaeangliae is the source of this 1585-nucleotide messenger RNA. It is a transcript of the gene Nop56, whose product is annotated as nucleolar protein 56. Gene Ontology annotation, molecular function: snoRNA binding. Gene Ontology annotation, cellular component: small-subunit processome; box C/D methylation guide snoRNP complex. Bases 77 to 1585 code for a protein of 502 amino acids. The transcript is spliced from 3 exons. The record is from RefSeq and is a predicted model, not a curated record. NCBI's taxonomy places the organism in Eukaryota, Metazoa, Arthropoda, Insecta, Hymenoptera, Halictidae.
GCUUCCUAACCAUGGUAAUACGUUUUCGGAGUUGUGUACUGUUUGAAAAUUGAAUGGAACAUAAAAUAAACGAAACAUGUCGAAACUCUUUGUUCUAUUCGAGCAUGCUGCCGGCUAUGCUGCUUUCUCUGUCAGAGAAUUCGAAGAGGUAGGAAUGCUAUUGCCUCAGGUUGAAGCAUCUGUUACAGACCUGUCACGUUUUAAUUCAGUUGUGAAACUCAUUGCAUUCUCACCUUUCAAAACUGCUUUAGCAGCUUUAGAAAGUAUAAACAGCAUUUCUGAAGGAAUUACUCCUGAAGAUUUACAGUUAUUUUUGGAUUCCUGUAUACCAAAGGCCAAAAAGAAGGAAAAGGUAGUCCUAGGUGUGUCAGAUCCAAAACUUGGAGCUAGUAUCACUGAAACUUUGGGUAUAAAAUGUGAUCAUACCGGUGUUGUACCAGAACUCAUUAGAGGAAUCAGAUUUCAUUUCCAUAGUUUGAUAAAAGGGUUCACCGCUAAAAGUUCUGGUGUCGCACAACUUGGUCUUGGCCAUAGUUAUUCUAGAGCUAAAGUUAAGUUUAAUGUUCAUCGUGUCGAUAAUAUGAUUAUACAAAGCAUAGCUUUGUUGGAUCAGUUGGAUAAAGAUAUAAAUACAUUUAGUAUGCGUAUAAGAGAAUGGUACAGCUACCACUUUCCAGAACUUGUGAAGAUAGUUCCUGAAAAUUAUAUGUAUGCCAAAGUUACACAGUUAAUAAAAAAUAGAAAAGAACUUACAGAAGAAAAAUUAGAAGCCUUGGAAGAAGUUCUUAUGGACAGUGCUAAAGCUCAAGCAAUCAUUGAUGCAUCAAAGUCAUCCAUGGGAAUGGAUAUUAGUCCUGUUGAUCUCCUUAAUAUCGAAAUGUUUGCAGCGCGUGUUAUUGCUUUGGCCGAUUACAGAAAACAAUUGUCAGAAUAUUUGAGAUCUAAAAUGGCUGGAGUAGCUCCAAACCUAGCUACACUGAUAGGUGACCAAGUAGGGGCCAGAUUAAUAGCACAUGCUGGAUCUCUUACAAACUUAGCAAAAUACCCUGCCUCUACUGUACAAAUAUUGGGUGCAGAAAAAGCUUUGUUCAGAGCAUUGAAAACAAAGGGUAACACUCCAAAAUAUGGAUUACUGUUUCAUUCAACUUUCAUUGGUCGUGCAGGUACAAAAAAUAAAGGUAGAAUUUCAAGGUAUCUUGCAAAUAAAUGUUCCAUAGCGUCAAGAAUUGAUUGUUUUACUGAUAUACCAACAAAAGUAUUCGGUGAAAAGUUAAGGCAACAAGUAGAAGAUAGGUUGAAAUUUUAUGAAACUGGAGAAAUACCUAAGAAAAAUAUUGACGUUAUGAAAGAAGCAGUAGAGGAAGCAGCACAAGUAAUAGCAAGUAUGGAAACAGAAACACCUAAGAAGAAGAAGAAAAAAGAUAAGAAACGAAAAAGUGAAGUUCUAGAAAAUGGAACUCAAAAUGGAACAGAAAAUGGAGAUGAAAAUAGUUUCGUUGAAAAUGGUGUAGAAAAUGAAACUGAAGAACCAGUAAAGAAGAAGAAGAAAAAGAAAAAGUCAAAAAGUUUAGGCGAAGCCGAAUGA